This is a messenger RNA of Chrysochloris asiatica (Cape golden mole), 1542 nucleotides long. RefSeq names its product cat eye syndrome chromosome region, candidate 1 (gene ADA2). The transcript is spliced from 9 exons. Bases 1 to 1542 code for a protein of 513 amino acids. The record is from RefSeq and is a predicted model, not a curated record. NCBI's taxonomy places the organism in Eukaryota, Metazoa, Chordata, Mammalia, Afrosoricida, Chrysochloridae. Gene Ontology annotation, molecular function: adenosine deaminase activity. Gene Ontology annotation, biological process: inosine biosynthetic process; adenosine catabolic process.
AUGUUGUUGGGUGGCUCAUCUGGGCAGUCAGCCCUGCUCUCCCUGCUUUGGGCUGUGGUGGUGUCUUUUUCUUACUCAGCCAUACCCAUAGAUGAGGCACGGAAUGAGCUAUUAAAUAGAGAGAAGAUGGUGCGGCUAGGUGAGCACCUGGUGCUGAGGAAAGAAGAGGAACAAGUCAAUGGGAACCUCAUGACCCUCAAAAAGGCUGAGAUAACAAAGGCCAUGAAGACCCAGGAGUUCCCACCCAGCAUGCACUUCUUCCAUGCCAAGAAACUCAUUGAGAAAAGUGAUGUGUUCCAUAUCCUGAAGAAGAUGCCAAAAGGGGCUGCCUUACACCUCCAUGACUUUGGUAUCUUGGAUGGGGACUGGUUAGUGAAAAAUGUCACCUACAGGCAACACUGCUAUAUCUGUUUCAAUCCAAGUGGGACCUUGCAGUUCAGAUUUGCUCACUCAACUCCCUCCAACAAUAAGCAGGACAACAGUUCAAAGUGGAUCCUGCUGGAGAAUUAUAGAAGAGAGUUGCAGAAUGUUACUGAGUUUGACAAUAGCCUGCUGAAAACUUUCACUCUGGUGACGGAGAACCCUGAGGUGACUUAUGCGGAUCAACAUGACAUUUGGGCAAAGUUUGACACCAUCUUCCACACAGUCUCUGGCCUUGUCCAUUAUGCACCAGUGUUCAGAGACUACAUCUUCCGGAGCCUGGAGGAGUUCUUCCUGGACAAUGUGAUGUACCUGGAGCUCAGAGCCAUGCUGCUUCCGGUGUACGAACUGAAUGGGGAGACCCACGAUAAAGAAUGGAGUGUGAGGACUUACAAGGAAGUGGCUGAGCUAUUUGCAAAGGAUCAUCCUGAAUUUAUUGGACUCAAACUCAUUUAUUCAGACAACAGAUCCAAAGAUGUAUCUCUCAUCAAAGAAUCCAUCCAAACCGCCAUGGCACUUCAUACCUCUUUCCCCAAGACGGUGGCAGGGUUUGACCUGGUGGGACGUGAGGACACUGGCCACACCUUGUAUGAUUACAGGGAGGCUUUGCUGAUUCCAACCAUGGAAGGUGUUAAACUACCAUAUUUUUUACAUGCUGGAGAGACAGACUGGCAGGGUACUUCCAUAGACAAUAACCUUCUGGAUGCCCUGAUACUGAACUCCACCAGGAUUGGACAUGGAUUUGCUUUAAGCAAACACCCAGCAGUCAUGGAAGAUUUACGGAAGAGAGACAUCCCCAUAGAAGUCUGUCCCAUUUCCAACCAGGUUCUAAAGCUGGUGACAGACCUGAGAAACCACCCUGCAGUUGCAUUCAUGGCCAUUGGGUACCCCAUGGUGAUCAGUUCUGAUGAUCCAGGCUUCUUUGGUGCUAAAGGCUUGACCCAUGAUUUCUAUGAGGCCUUCAUGGGCAUUGGCGGGAUGAAUGCUGACCUGAGGACACUCAAACAGCUGGCUAUUAACUCUUUCAAGUACAGUUCCUUAUCAUCAUCUGAGAAAAAGACUGCCCUACAGACCUGGGAGAAGGAAUGGGAUACGUUUAUAGAUAACCUAGUCAAGAAGUAA